UACAUAACGCUGCGACAUACUCUUGCUACCUAUAAGGUGGUAAUCCAUGAACAUCUCAUGAACUAUUUUAUAGAAUAGAGCACGCAGUGCACGAAUAGAUGCUGCCGUCCUAAUCGCCGCAGGCAGGCCAUCACCGUUAUGGGGACGGCGGCCGCUCCGCCGAAGCGCUACGUCUGGGACGAAUUCGACGACGGCGAGGAGGCAAACCACCAGCCACCGGCGCGGCGGAGGAGCCGCGCCUCGGCGAAGUACGCCUGGGACGACGAGGAAGCGCCCGCCCUCGCCGACGGCGACGCGUCGUUCGAGGCGGCGCGCGCGCAGAUCCGGCGGCUCCAGGCGCAGCUGGCCGAGGCGAAAGACGUCGUCCGGAAGCGCCGCGUCGAGCUGCGCCAGACGCGCGAGGACGCAAAGGCCGGGCUGGCGCGCUGCAGGGAGGAGUGGCGCCGGAAGCAGGCGGCGGCGGACGCCGACUUCAAAAGAAAAGCGGCGGAGCAGGCAGCCCUCAAGGCGAGGCUAGAAGACGACGUCGCGGAGCUCGAGCGGCGCGUCGAGCAGCUCCGGGCGCACGCGGCAAAGGCUGACGCCGUCAAGUCCGCGAAAGUCGCGGCGGCAGAACGCGAGGCUGAAAAGAAGCUCGAGGCCGCGAAGCGCGAGUGGAAGAGACGCGAGGAGGAGGAAUUCGCAGCGCUCGUCGAGAAGCGAAAGCCUGCGAUCAAGGCCAAGGUCGUGAAGGCCUUGGAGCCCGAGGUGCGCCGACUAAUCUCGAGGAACAAGAAAGAGCUGGCAGAGCAGAAGGCCGAGGACGAUCGGUGGCUCGACGAGGAACGACGGAGGCUCGAAACGGAGUGCGCAGUCAAGCUCGAAGAGGAGAAGCGGCGCCUCGAGGCGGAGUCGACGGCCCGCCUCGACGCGCUGCGCGCGGCUAACGACGCCAAGCUGAACGAACGGCGUGCAGAGCUCCACGAGGAGGCAGCGAAUAUCGAGAGAGAAGGGCGGCGCGCGCAAGCCGAGGAGAAGCGGAAGCACGAGGAAGCGCGAAAAGUGGCCGAGGCGGAGCACGCCGCAGCGAUUGCGCGCGUCGAGGCAGACUUCGCGCGACGCGAGGCGGAGCUCGACAGGGCGCACGAACAACGGCUGCGCAACGACCGCGCAGCGAUCGAGGCGCUGGAGCGUGACCGCCAGGCCGCGCACGAGGCGGCGCGCGACGCUGCGUGCGCGGAGAUACGGCGGCGCUCGGACGCGAACCGGAGGGCCGAGGUCGAGGCGCGGCUCGCGCCCGUUCGGGCACGCUUCGACCGCGAGGUCCGCGCUGUCGCCCGGCGCCUCAAAGCCGAGGCGGCGGCAGAGAAGGACGCCGUCCUGAAAAGAGUGGACGCAAAGAACGCUGCGGCGACCGCGGCUCGCGCAGCGGAGACGCUGGAACUCCUCGGCGAGGUCGCAGCGGCCAAGGACGCGCACGAUGCCUGCGCCGCCGCGCGUGCCGCGCUGCGCGACAAAAGGGCGCGCGUUGAGGCGAACACGGCGGCGCUCGCGGCCGCGACCGCGCUCGCGGAGGCCGAGAUCAAAGGUCACGACGCCCUGAUCACGCGGCAGGCGGCGCAGGCGGCGACGGAUGCGGCGGAGAUGGAAGCGGCGUUCGAGGCGGCGGCCGCCGAAAAGCGGAGGAAGAUCGCGGCCAGCCACGAGGCGUUCGCGGCGGCGCAGGCGGCGCGGGCGGCACUGGUAGCGACGCACGAGGCUGAGAAGGCGGCGCUGCUGGCGGCACAGGCCGACGAGCUCAAGAAUAUAGAGGCCAAGGUCGCGGCGAAGCUCCAAGCGCAGGCGGCCGCCGAGGAGGAGAAGGUCGCCGAGCUAGCGGGGUGGCGAGCGAAGAACGCCCAGCUCGAGCGAGCCCUGGCCGAGGCGCGCGCGCGCGACGUGCUCCGGCGGUCGGACGACGCCGUGGCGAUAGGCGCCCACGUGGACUAAAGUAGCCCCGAUAAUUGUGGGACACUCCUCCGAGUCCAUUGCUCCUGGCAUUGCUCCUGGAGUAGU
Messenger RNA from Pelagomonas calceolata, 2034 nucleotides. The record is from the annotation of a GenBank genome assembly. NCBI's taxonomy places the organism in Eukaryota, Pelagophyceae, Pelagomonadales, Pelagomonadaceae.